Messenger RNA from Gryllus bimaculatus (two-spotted cricket), 1256 nucleotides. The record is from the annotation of a GenBank genome assembly. Lineage: Eukaryota; Metazoa; Arthropoda; Insecta; Orthoptera; Gryllidae.
AUGCACAAGUCGCAAAGAGUUUCCAGGCAGACUCUCCGAUGGCAACACGUGCCCGAGUAUCAGAGUGCCAACUCUAUGGCACUGCAGCCAACCGCAGUAGCGUUAUAGUACGAUUUUCUAGUCGUGCACUUGACGUAAAACAGCUGUUGUUGUCUAUUGAGGAAGCUUAUAUGUCGCUACACGGAUUCCAAUACGGAGAAGUUUAAGCACCCGAUUGGAUGAAACCGUGAACACAUCAUAUGCGUUAAGUGCAUGGUUAACAUAAAUCCUAGUGUACAGUAAAGCAGCAAGCAAAGAGUAUUAAUAUUCUAUCCCACAGUAACCUUUCAGAUAUAGUGUAUACAUGUGAGAAGAGUGGACUUUCUAAGUGCGGUUGUACUGGAUUCUGGAAAUAUUCAGCAUUCAUGAGGACAUUCAAAAAGUAGCCACCAUUUUUUGUGUUACAGAUUGAUUCAUCAUGACGAAGUCAAUAAAAAAAGACCUCAACAAAGUAAAUAAAUUACUUCAUCCAAGAAGUAGAAAAGCACAGAAGUUACAUCAGAAGGCAAACAGGCUCAUAACAAGAGAGAAAUCUAAGAAAUUUCAUGCAAUGAAAGAAAAUUUAAUUGGUGAAAAACUUCAGUGGUUUAAAGAUCGACUGAUUCCAAAUGUGAGACGCUACACGGGUCAAAUGUGUUUGGACAUUAUUAGCACGUAUUUAAGUAGAUUUGACCAGGAAUUAGAACAAAUAACAAUUGUCCACACAAUUGGUAAAAAUCGUAAAAACAGACGUUUUGCAAGUAGAGAAGAUGUAAUAAAUAUGACCAUACUUCAUGAAAAGGAAGAAUUUGAGACAUGUGGUCUGGAGAUACCUGAUCUCAUGAAUAUGCAACAGUUGGCAUAUUUGAGAAGCUGGAAUGGUGAGCUUCGCUUUCUGCAAAAUUUCCAUUUGACAAGAUAUACUCGCAAACAAUUGGAAGAAAAGAAUGAUACUCUUCUCCCCGAAGAUUAUUUACCUCAAGAUGACAAAGAGGAGGAAGAUGUUGCAAUGGAGGAGGAUGAAUCCCAUGAGCAUGAAUCCCAUGGGAAUGACUCCCGUGAGGAUGAACAAAAUGAGGAUUCAGAAUGGAGUGAUGUACCUGAUGAAAGCGAUGAGGAUAAAGAUCCCUCAAAACCUAAUACCACUAAGAGAAAUAAAAUGGCACAUGCAUUCAAAAAACAUAAGAGAUGUAAAGGGAAAAUGAUGGUUGAAUAAAGGAUUGUUGACAUUUUGUGGU